AUGACGCCUAUCAGUUUGCUUGAUUGCUCAACUGGAAAAUUGGAACAUUUAAACUUGAAAUUUGUGGCCAGACUGGAAAGUCGAUUGUCCAGUCUUCUUAGGGAGCUUGUCCAGUUACAACACUCUUUAGAUAGCCACAAAACGCUGACCACUGCUACACCCAUGUCUACCAAGACAAUGUCCAAAGAUUUUCUGGUGAACAGGAUUGAGCAACAUCAGAAGGAACAAAUUGAAAAAUGUUGUCAAUUGUUGCAGGCUUCAUCAGAGCACCUCAUGGAUCUGACAAUGCUUCAUCCAUCAGCUCCAUGGGGUCCAUUAAGAAGGCCCUUGUUUCAAAAUGGAACCACUGUUGAGCAAAUCAUGGCUGCACUUCCCAGGUCUUCUUCAAUCAAUAGCAAAGUCAAAGCGGUCAUAGAAGCACUGAUGAAGGCAGUGAACUACAAACAAUUGAUGUGCCAACAACAGAUUCAAGCAUUGAAAGCAGAACUGAAAUUCCACAGAGAGGUCUACAGUCUCCAGAUUUCUUACACCCAUUCACUAAUGACAUCUUUGAGAGAAGGAUACAAAAAAUUUCACGACUCAACAGCUGAGACACUUUUUCUCCCAUUGAAAGACAUUCUGAAUGCUUUUUUUCAACUGAAAAGCAAAGGAGAUGAAGAGUCUUGGACUAAUUUUUUGAGCAGAUUUAAAGCCAAUGCAGAUACACUGGAAAAGGCCACAGAAUGGAUGUCAGAACAUCAUUUACAUAGCAAAGAGGUUCUUUUCGACAGUUACAUGUCUGACUUUCAUCAGGCCCUUGCUCAGCUGGAGCUGACCAACCAAAAUAAAAAGUCUGAAGCUUCACAGCUACGAUCUGAAAACCUUAUUGAGUCUGGACUAAAAACACCACAUGUGCGUCGCUUGGCAAGGUUUGCUGAAAAGAGCGUGUUUCUCCAUGCGCUAUGCUUUUUGUAUGGGCUGCCUGUGGCAGGAUUGGCCAAUGGGAGAAUGCCCCAUUGUCACAUGAUCUAUCUCCCCACGCAUGGGUAA
Acanthosepion pharaonis is the source of this 1029-nucleotide messenger RNA. NCBI's taxonomy places the organism in Eukaryota, Metazoa, Mollusca, Cephalopoda, Sepiida, Sepiidae. The record is from the annotation of a GenBank genome assembly.